Messenger RNA from Lecanosticta acicola, 1038 nucleotides. The record is from the annotation of a GenBank genome assembly. NCBI's taxonomy places the organism in Eukaryota, Fungi, Ascomycota, Dothideomycetes, Mycosphaerellales, Mycosphaerellaceae.
AUGCACCUCGCACUUCCUGGUUGUGCGAGAGACAACACUCGGCCUCCGGCCGACGCCAUGAAUCGGCGAGCGACACCACCGUCAUCAAGCCACCCCCAAACAUCUGGUUCCACGCAAACUGUUCGUCGAAAUGCACCCUCUGCGGGCCAGCAGGCUGCUCCGUCUCCUCCCGACACGAUCGUCCCUGUGAACUUACUAGAAGACCCAGAAAUGCUCCUCAACGCCAUGCACAAGGAUCGUAUCCUCCUCCGCAAGGUCAUGUCUUCUGACGUUCGGAAGCACAAGGCUUUUCUGGUCCAGAAGCCGUGGGAAAGCAGCGCCGACCUCAGCAAGCUCGACGUGCAGAAGUUCAAGUUCCAGCCAAACACCGCUCUGCUCAAGAAAGAUCCCGAAACUGGCGAGAUUAGCCGUACCUUCAAGACUUACGAGCGCUCUUAUGUUGCGUAUCGCUUCACUCUGCGCCAAGCCAACGUUGAGCAUAGCAUGACCGAGACGUACCAGUACUUCGAAAUCACCCGACUCGCUGGCGACGAUGCGGUCGAUGAUGCGGACAUCGUGCCGGAGAUCUACCUCAACACCUACCUCACGGACAAUUCGGUUCCCAUCCUCGCUGACCUCGACACUGACCUUCUUUUCAGUGAGACUUGUGGAGCGAUGCUCAUUCCACCGGGCAAGACCAUCCGGCAGAUCAUGCGGACUCUCGAACCCUCGUAUCGCAGAGACGUUGAGCCGUACCACAAGUCUGGAGGUUUCGAGAUUCGCAAGAGUAUGGAGGAGUUUUGUGGUGUAGGAUCAAUGGUGCCGCUCCCCAAGGACGAAUGGAAGAAGAUAAAAGAAGAAGACAAGACGAGCGGUGACUCGCUGUGGGAGAAGUUUUGUGGCUUUGUGGAAGAUGAGGAAGAUGAGGAAGAAGAGAAUCUGGAGAAGAUGGAAUGGGAGGAGACUUUGGACCGGAAUAGAUACUACAGCGAGAACACUCGAAGCGACGCGGGGGUUGGCGUCCGGAAUACGUUGGCGGAAGUCAUGGAUUGGAAGUAG